UAAUUAUUACUACCAACUUUAGGUUUGAUUGAUUCUGUAUAUAUAUACUUUCUUCAUAAGUCAUAUCAUUCAAAUCUAGACACAUUACAUAAUAUCAUAUAUCCACCAUGUUGAGGAAUUCCAUACGUCGUUCAUCUACGAACACUGCAUCCAAAUCAUCAUCUAUUCCAUUUCAACCAGUUCCUAUAAAUAAAUAUAAUCAAACUAGAUCUCCCUUCAAUUUCAAACCUACUAAGGAUAAAUCUAAAAACUUACAAGGAUUAAUAUAUAAUCCUCCUGCAUCCAUAUUCAAACCAUCGAAAACCCCCCUUGCUUUCCUUCCUCCUAAUGAUCCAAGAAGAUUAUUACAAAAUAAACCCACUUAUACUAAAGAUGAAUUAAAUAAUUAUCCCAUCAUACAGAAUUAUCAACCUCAAAAUGAAAGAGAUUAUUCCAUCACUCCUGAAAUCAUUGAUGAAAUUAAACGUUUAAGAUUAGAAGAUCCAAAUGUAUGGACUAUUGCUAAAUUAAGUACCAAAUUUAAUAUUUCUCCUCAUAGAAUCAAUGUAUUUUCAGGAAAAUUAGAUACUGAAUUAACUAAAGAUGGUGAUUAUCAAUGUAUUAAACCAACUCAAAUUAAGAGAAAAGAAGAACGAGCUAAAAGAGUUAAAUUAUGGUUAAGAAAUGAAUUUUAAUUGAAAAGCUUUUUUUACCACUCCCUUGUACAUAUAUGUAUAUAAUGAUGGGUUCUAUCCCAUCCCAUACUGUAAUUAGCUUGUCUAUAUUAACACUACCUCAGUAUACACUCCUCCACCCCUUAUUAUACAAUAACCUUGCAUUAUAUACCCAUUUAUCAUUGUAGUUAGUAAAGUUGUAGAACUUCAAAUCAUAUUGGUAAGUACACUUCCUUCUUUUGCUAACUAAUUUUUUUUUCUUCUCGUUGGUUUGAACAAUUAGAAGUAUGAAGAACCUUUACUUGAUCAAUAGACUUCCAUACCAUAUAGAUAUAUCAUAUAAUAUAAUCAUCAUGUCGGAAAGAAGAAAUAACAAUAAUAAUAAUAAUCAACAG
This is a messenger RNA of Scheffersomyces coipomensis, 1048 nucleotides long. RefSeq names its product mitochondrial 54S ribosomal protein mL58. Gene Ontology annotation, molecular function: structural constituent of ribosome. The coding region runs from base 108 to 674 and encodes 188 amino acids. NCBI's taxonomy places the organism in Eukaryota, Fungi, Ascomycota, Pichiomycetes, Serinales, Debaryomycetaceae. The transcript is spliced from 2 exons. Gene Ontology annotation, cellular component: mitochondrial large ribosomal subunit. The record is from RefSeq and is a predicted model, not a curated record.